This is a messenger RNA of Schistosoma haematobium, 11529 nucleotides long. RefSeq lists its product as uncharacterized. NCBI's taxonomy places the organism in Eukaryota, Metazoa, Platyhelminthes, Trematoda, Strigeidida, Schistosomatidae. Bases 432 to 914 code for a protein of 160 amino acids. The transcript is spliced from 15 exons. The record is from RefSeq and is a predicted model, not a curated record.
UGGCUAUAUCCAGAAUAUCAUUUAAGAUACGGAAUGCCGAUAUAAUAUCAACCUGCGUUGUACAAUAAGAUAAUAGGAAUAGGUCUAAACGUUUGGAGCACAUAUCAUAGUAGAGUUUCGAAAAAAUAGUGGCCAACUAAGUUCUCACAACCUGAUCAUCAAACUUCUGUCGGCAGCCGCAUAAGCUACUAGUUUUAUCAAGGCUAUAUCCUGAGGACAAAAAUGAGCGCUUUCUAAAGAAUCCAGUCGAUAAAAUUCCAAUGGAGUCAUUAAUAAUAAAUAAUAAAACUACCUACAUUGACCUCUUCGCAUACUACCGUUUUCUAGAAUUUCGCACCUGAAAUGAGAUACAAAAAUAACUUUCAUAUGAAAUCCGAACUUGGACGCUACGUUUCAAGGUCUGAAGCUAUGAUGUAUUGGUGGUGAUUACCAUGUCUUCUGUCAUCUUGCGGCUGAGGCAUCUCCGAGCUGUAUAUGGACGAAAUUUUAGUGUUUCUGACGAAGAGUCCAGUGAAACUGUAGGAGUGACUUUUGCCCUAAGUUCCGUUAAUCAAGAUAACAUUGGAUACUACUACGUCAGUAAUGUUGCCUGUGAUCUCAAAAAUCCAGAAUGGGAUCCCGUUGAAAUUCAUAAUCUUCCUAAACAAUACUUAUCAUCCAAAGCCGUCUUGUUUACUUUUUUUCUAUCACAUAGAGAAAGCAACUCAAUUCUGUUUGAGAUUGUAGUACAUUUUUCCGGCCUCGUUCCUACAAACUUAGAAAUGCGUGAAAAUAUGUGUGUCUCUGACUCAACAGAUCAGGUUUACUUCCAAAUGGGAAGACAUAUUUAUUCUUCCCGCAAACACUUCGACCCAGGCAUAAUUUGUCCUAAUCUGGUAGCAUCGUUAUUAAAUAAUUGGUUUCUAGUGGCCUAAAGGUAAAUCCCUUCCUGCCUCCAAGUUAUCUUACGACCUUACCACGCUUCAAAGGUUUUUAGCGAACAAGGAGGCUUCUAAGGUUCAGUUAGAACGUAUCAGAUACAUGCAAAAUCUUGCUGGUGGUUUGAAAUCUUCACUACAUAAUUUAUUUAGUCAAAUAAGUUGGUUCCAACCACCGUAGUCCAAUAGCUCAGUGAAGAAUGUUUUCUACAAAACAAUUUGAAAGUGACUAGAAUUCACUUACUAUUAAUAAUUUCUAUAUUUCGGGAAUCAUUUAUGCAGUUAUUGAGUAGCCUAUUUUUCAAUACAGUUGGCUGUGUAACUAAUAUCAGAUCCAAGCGACCUAAACAAAUAUGCGUUUACUUUUGGAAAUUAGUUUCCGACUCUUGUAAGUUGCGUUAUUUUGUCAAGCAAAAAAAGAGUAAAAAUAUAUUAUCAAUAAUUGAAAUUAGUGGUUCUUCAUAACUAUCAAAGUUCAACUUAGUGACUUAGGUGUAUUAAUAAAAGGCUCUACGAAAUAUGUUGCUGGUUUUCAUUUUUCGGAGAAUGGUGGUGGGAAUAGCCUAAGUCACGUGGUUUGAAUGGAGUCUCUUAUCACUGCCUAGCUCCCAGUGGUCAUCAAAAUCACCUGUUUGUCAUGAAAAUCACCUUCGAAAUGUUAAGUAAAAAACAAGGCAAAUACAUAUCAGAUCCCAUUUAUUUCUCGGGAUUAGAAGUGUUAAUAAACCAACGUCAUUUAACUGUUACUGGUUUUUAUUUCUAUCCCUCACAGCAUUACGCUGUCCCCAAUUAGUUCUGUAUAGAUUGAAAUUUAUGGUCAAAAUUGUGGUAAAGCAUUAAUCUUCUUAACCAGUUUCUACCGGUUUAUUCGAAAUUUUAAGGGUGUAGCUACUGAAAGAUUAGCUAUUGCAAUCGACUCUGUCAAGCAACGCACAGAAACACUCAAAUACUCAAUAUCAUUAGCACGAAAUAAACUACACGCACUGGAGAGCAGAAAAGUUUCUCUAGAACAGGAAUUCCUAAACAUAAAUGGGAAUAAAGCAGCAAUCAAUAGCCGGUUGAAAGUUUUAAAACAAUCUUUAAACGAUGGAUAGUAAGUAUUAUCAUUAUUAUUGGCGUGUCCACUUAUUUACGUCGUUGUAUUUGUUUAAUCAUUCUGUCAUCUUUUUUGUAUAAAUUAUUUUACCGAGAAAUUUAGAAAUAUUGUAAAUCUUAGUAUUAAGCCUCACAGAAAAUUUCACAUAAAACUCUGGAUCUUGAACCUUUACUACCUAAUUCUCAACAGCAGCUUUCAAUUACAGUUCACUCAAAUAAAGGAGUCUCUGUCUAAACUCCUGACUACAGUUCCUAUGAAGUAAAAGAUGGGUUUUACAGAAAAUUCUUUGCUCUCCUUUCAAACGUCGAAUGGUCAGAUAUUAUUGUAGCGGUGUAUUGAAAUACCCAAAUAUGUAGUGUAGACCAAAAUGAAAGACUUGUGCUAAUCUUAGUGUCUCAGCUCUCCGAUAACUACUCUCAGAUAAUGGCUUAUUCUUAGUAAGCAUCAACUUCUUGAAAUGUGUAUCCUAUCCACUUCAAGCGUUCUCUCCCACAGUAGGCUGUUGCUGAUGGUAUCCGGCCAACGGAAAUUCAUUAUCCUCCCUAGACAAUUGUUUAGAAAUGCUUGUAUCUUUUUUAUGGCGGUUGUGGAAGUUCUCCAAGUUUCGACUCCGUACAGUAAAACUGUGUUGACGUUUGUAUUGAAGAUUUUGACCUUGAUAUUGGUUGACAGUUGUUUUGAGUUCCAUAUGUUCUUCAACAAUAGGAACACGACCCUUGUUUUUCCGAUUUUUACCUUUACGUCUGCAUCAGAUCCUCCUUGUUUAUCAAUGAUAAUUCUCAGGUACGUGGAAGCUUCCAUUUUCAUAAAGUAAGAUGGAUUGGUGUUCUCGGUGUUGUAUUUGAGGAUCUUGAUUUUUCCCAUGUGUAUGUUGAAGCCUACUGCCGCUACACUAGUUGUCUUCAUCUGCAUUUGGUGGUGUGUAUGGAAUAGAAGAGCUGGGUCAUCUGCGCAGUCGGGAUCGUCUAGCUUCAUCUAAGUUGUUCAUUGUAUUCCGUGCUUCCCCGUAGAUAUGGAGGUCUUCAUAAUCCAAUCGACCACCAGGAGAAAUAGAAAGAGAGAAGGCAAGCAGCCUUGUCUGACAUCGCUUGCAAUGCAACUGUCAGUUGUUCUCCAUGCACCACUUUGCAGUGUAGUCCGUCGUAUGAAUUCUGGUUGAUGUUGACAAUUUUCUCAGGUACUCCAUAGUGUCGAAGAAGUUUCCAUAAUGUUCUAUCCACAUUGUCAAACGCUUUCUCAUAGUCAAGGAUGUUGAUGUAUAAUGACGAGUUGCAUUCAGUUGAUUGCUCAACAAUGAUCCGUAGUGUUACUAUCCGGUCUGUGCACCCCACCUGUAGCUCUUCUAGGUUUACUACCAGUAUCCAGGCCGGAUGAAUGAGGAGGGUUUUGUAUCAAAUCGGCAACCCUAUCCCACUGAAAACAAUCUUGCUAACCAGAGAAAACAAUUUAAACUCUACCCUUGGAGUCGACUGAUCUUUAUUUAGAAAAAUUAUGAUGCCUCAUGGUGAAAGCCGAGAUUUUUUAGAAGUCGUAAGGCCGAUUCCUUUCUAACAACCAGAGCAACAAUUAAUACAGGUACACGGAAUGUCCGUAAAAUGCGGGUGACCAGGUGGACCAAUCUUAUAUAUGUAUAUACCUGUUUUUCAUUUUAAAAGAUUGAUCCGUUGAAAUAAAAUUGCUAAAUCCAUGUGCUUGCCGUCAAUAAAAAUGAAAGAAUUGCAACAAUUUGCAUGUCAGUUGUGUAAGUUUAGUCAAUAAGAUAUUUCAAUGAAUGAGUUUAUUGGUGAAGAAAAAAAUAUUAUAAGCUGAAAAAUUUAUUCAAUCUUUAGUUCAAAAAUUUAGCGUUCUAAAACGCUCUAUUUCUCAGAAAUAUGAUUUAAUUCAAUCUAAAUGAGUGCUUUUUUAAUUGCCAUUUUAAAUUAUUAAAUGGCUCACGUGUAGUUGAAUUUGACACUCCAAGGCUAUUGACACUAACGUAUAUUUCUCAAGUAUGUGUCAGAAACUUUUAUAGAUAUCCACAUUUUCUUCACUUUAUCGUUGUUGGUUGGAUUGGUAAUGAAACUUCUGCUUUCUUUGGUGGACUCAAGGUUUAGGCCUGGGUCAAAGAAAUAUUUAGGGUAUAAUGUAGGCAUCUUUAUUUGUAAUGUAAAUAUUUCGAGCAAUAAUACUCGGUCAGAUAUAUUAAUUUCAUAAGUAAAAUGUGUAAGUUCAAUUCUAAAAAUACAAAAAAGGUAUAUAAAGUUUAACAAUAAACUUACCAAAUACUAAUCAGCGAUGAUAAGCCAGUUUUCAAGUCAAAAUCAACCCGUAAGUUGUUUAAUAUGCUUAAAAAAUGUAGCAUUACAUUAUUGUUGAGCAUACCUGUUACCACUUUAAUAUGUAUAAAUAAACUGAAAUACUGAUUUAAAUUUUUAGUUUAUGGAAACUAAAGAAGAUCAUGAAAUUGUUUCCUGACCUUGAUUCUGCUUGAGUUUCUUUUCAUUUGUGUACUGGAUAUAAAUAGACACUGAAAUCUAAAUAUUUGAUCAUCUGUUGAAUUACCUGUACAGAUUAUAGAGAAUAUCUUGUUGGGAGUAUAUUUUUUGGUUUAGAAUGUAACGUUUUUAGAAACCAAUCAACAAUAGUCGUGGGUAGUCAGAUCAUUAAAAUUAUCUAUAGGAUUUAUUAUCUUUAAGUUGUAAAUUAGCUUACUACCCAACUAAAUUUUCACACUGUGUCUUUCAUUUUUACCGAUACUAAAUAUUUCCUCUGUUUAUUGGUUUCCUGAUGUUUUAAUAUUUUACUUUGUUGACCUGGGGGGGAUCGUAAAUAUAUUUAUAAACAACGGCUACUUCUCCUAAUCAAAUUUUCGCUGAAUCCAACAUAUAUCUUGCAGUCGGAAAUUGACUUUCCUUAUGUUUUAGGUAAAGGUGAAAAGUAGGAGAAAUGAUUGACUUUAUCUAUUACCAAAGUAGUCAAUGCUGGUAAUAGUUUUUCCAAACUAUCAAAACAAAUAAUCAGGGACACUUUUAAGUCUAUACAACACUUUGAAGUUGCUUUUUGUUGUUCUAUUCACAGGAUUUCUUAAAUGUCAUUGUCAUAGUAAUUUAUUUAUUGUUAAUACUACUGAUUUUUAAGGUCAGCUAAACCAGUCGUACUUACUUACUUACGCCUGUUACUCCCAAUGGAGCAUAGGCCGCCGACUAGCAUUCUCCAAAUCACUCUUUCCUGGGUCAUCUUUUAUAGUUCCAUUCAAUUCUUGUUCGUUUUUCUCGUAUCUAUCUCCAUUUCUCGGCGUAAUGUGUUCUUUGGCCUUCCUCUUUUCCUUUGACCUUCAGGAUUCCAUGUGAGGGCUUGUCUUGUGACGCAGUUGGGUGUUUUCCUCAAUGUGUGUCCUAUCCACUUCCAGCGCUUCUUCCUGAUUUCUUCCUCCGCUGGGAUCUGGUUUGUUCUUUCCCACAGUACGUUGUUGCUAAUAGUGUCCGGCCAAUGGAUCUGAAGUAUUUUGCGUAGACAAUUGUUAAUAAACACCUGUAUUUUCUGGAUGAUGGCUUUCGUAGUUCUCCAGGUUUCUGUCCCAUACAGUAGAACUGUCUUGACAUUUGUAUUGAAAAUCCUGACCUUGAUGUUGGUUGACAGUUGCUCUGAGUUCCAGAUGUUCCUCAGUUGUAAAUAUGCUGCUCUUGCUUUGCCAAUCCGCGCCUUCACAUCUGCAUCAGAUCCAUCGUGUUUAUCAAUGGUGCUGCCCAAAUAUGUAAAGGCUUCUACAUCUUCCAAAUCUUCUCCGUCAAUUGUGAUUGGAUUGGUACAUUCUGUGUUGUAUCGGAGAAUCCUGCUUUUCCCUUUGUGUAUAUUGAGACCUAUUGCUGCUGAGGCUGCCGCCACACUGUUCGUCUUCUGCAUCUGUUGUUGGGUUUGGGAUAGAAGGGCCAGAUCGUCUGCGAAGUCUAGAUCAUCCAACUGCAUCUUAGAUAUCCAUUGUAUCCCGCGCUUCCCUUCAGACGUUGACGUCUUCAUGAUCCAGUCGAUCACCAGGAGAAAGAGGAAGGGUGAGAGUAAGCAACCUUGCCUAACACCGGUCUUCACUUCGAACGACUUUGUCAACUGUCCUCCAUGCACAAUUUUGCAGUGUAAUCCAUCAUAUGAGUUCUGUAUGAUAUUGACUAUCUUCUGAGGCACGCCGUAGUGUCGAAGAAGUUUCCAUAGUGUUGUUCUGUCCACGCUAUCAAAUGCCUUUUCGUAAUCAAUGACGUUGAUGUAGAGCGAUGAAUUCCAUUCAAUUGAUUGUUCCACAAUGAUCCAUAGAGUUGCGAUUUGGUCUGUACACGAUCUAUCCUUACGGAAUCCCGCCUGUUGGUCACGAAGUUGGGCGUCUACGCAGUCCUUCAUCCUGUUUAACAAUACCCUGUUGAAGACUUUUCCCGGUAUUGAGAGAAGAGUGAUGCCCCUGUAGUUAUCACACUUGCUGAGAUUGCCUUUCUUUAGUAUAUUUAUCAGAUGUCCCUUCCAGUCUGUUGGUACUCGUUCUUCACCCUAAAUCUUGCUAAAGAGAAUGUGGAGUAUCCUUGCAGUCACUGCUACAUCUGCUUUCAGUGCAUCUACAGGAAUGUUGUCUGGUCCUGCUGCUUUGCCACUCUUGAUUUGUCUGAUGGCCAUGCUGAUUUCUUCAAUUGUUGGUGGGCCAACAUCGAUUGGGAGGUCCGUGGCUGCCGCCUCGAUGUCGAGCGGAUUCAGUAAAGCUGGUCGAUUCAAGAGUUCUUUGAAGUGUUCUACCCAGCUGUUUUGUUGCUCUUCAAUGUUGGUGAUUAUCUCGCCUUCCUUGCUUUUCACUGGUCGUUCUGGUUUGCGGCGAUUUCCAGAGAGUUUCUUUGUCGUGUCAUACAGUUGUCUCAUGUUUCCUUCUCUUGCAGCCUUUUCCUCCAUCGUUGCUAGAUCUUCCACACAUUUACGUUUGCCGGUUCUGGUGCUCCUCUUCAAUUACUUGUUUACUUCUGUGUAUUCAGCUCAUGCCUUGGCUUUUUCUGCUCUUGUUCGACUGAUAUUGAUUGCUGCUUUCUUGUUCCUCCUUUCUUGAAUCUUAUCCAGUGUAUCAACAGUGAUCCAUUCCUUGUGAUGGUGCUUCUUGUGACACAGGACCUCGUGACGUGUUGAAGUGAUUGCCUCUUUGAUCCCCUUCCAGUUGCUCUCCAUAGUAGUUCCUUCUCCAUUGAGUAGACCAUGAAAGGCCUGGAACUUAUAACUGAGGACUAUCUUGAAUUUGUUGAGUUUGUCAGUAUCCUGAAGAAAGGCCGUAUUGAAAUUUUGUGAUAUUGUCCGCCCCGUUGUCCAGUGCUUCUUGAGCUUCAAUUUCAUCUUGGCAACCAGCAAGUGAUGAUCUGAGACUAUAUAAGCUCCUCUCUUGGUUCUCACGUCCUCCAUCGUCCUCCUGAACUUUCUGUUGGUGCAGAUAUGGUCGAUUUGGUUUCGAGUAGUGUGAUUCGGUCAAGUGCAUGUGGUUUUGUGUAUGCGUUUAGGUGGGAAUAUAGUGUCGCCAGUGACCAGUUUAUUAAAAGCACAUAGGUUUGUAAAUCUCUCACCAUUAUCGUCCCUUUCUCCUAAUCCAUAUCGUCCCAUGAUGUCUUCAUAUCCAGUGUUUUCCGUUCCAACCUUGGCAUUUAAAUCUCCCAUCAGAAUGGUCAGGUCCUUUGUUGGGCACUUCUCGAUGAUUGACUGCAGCCUAUCGUAGAAUUGAUCUUUAACGUCUUUAUUGUAGUCGUUGGUAGGCGCAUAGCAUUGGGUGAAUUUCAUUGAAAUGCCCUCUUUCUUUGUUUUGAAGGAGGCUUUGAUGAUCCUUGGUCCAUGAGAUUCCCAUCCUACAAGUGCAUUUUGCGCUUGUUUGGACAGCAUCAAUGCAACUCCUUGUGUAUGUGGUGCAUUUUCUUCUUCAUGGCCGGAGUAUAACAGGAACUCUCCUGUAGUUAGUCGUUGUUGUCCAACUUGUGUCCAAUGUGUUUCACUGAUCCCAAGUACCUUUAGGUUGUAUCUUCUCAUUUCUGCAGCAAUUUGGAAGGCUCUCCCGGUGUCCCACAUUGUACGAACAUUUCAUGUACCUAAAUAAAUGUUCGCUCUGGUUGUCAGAAGGGGCAUCGGCCUCGUAAAUUCCGAAGGAAUUCGGCUUUCAUCAUGAAGCGUCAUAAUUCUUCUAAAUGAAGACCUUCUGACUCCCAGGGUAGAGUUUAAAAGGUUUGAAUAAUUUUUUCUGGUUAGCGUGUUUUUAGCGAGUUAGUUUUCUACGGGAUGGGGACGCUAACCCUAUGCCCAACCCUCCUCCUUUAUCCGGGCUUGGGACCGGCAGUAGCCCCCGGAGGGACUCCAGGCGGAGUUAAACCAGUCGUACUGAAAGUAAAACCUGGAGUAUUUGUGUAUCGGUUUAAGUUGCCACACUAUAUCAGCAUAGCCAGAAAGCAGAGUAGUAUAAGUAAUCACAGUAUUAGUGGUAGUAACUAAGAGUGGACAUAAAUGAUAUUAUUUGAGAAAAUAAGAAUUCAUGAAAUAAAAAGUAUAAGAUCUAAUGGAAUAAACAAUCAAGAUCGACUUCUACAGGACAAGCGGUGAGUCAUAUACGGAGAAAUUCAAACACUUCACUUCUGCCUGAAGCUUGUGCUGAUGAUGUCGUUCAGAAUAACGAUAGAAGCUCCACGACCAGCUCAGAGAACAAAACCCCACAAAAAACUAAUGGGAUACAAAAAAUCAAUACAUCUGCAGCAUUGUGACCUGUUCUGAACUAUGUCAUCCAACAUCUUCAAUCAUUAAUCCCAACAACUACAAAGAUCCCAAUCAGGUAGUCUGCAUCUACUAACGCGUGCUCAUUUCAACUGACAAUAACAUCAUGGACUGAUAUCACUUCUUUAACUAACCUCCCUGGAUUUCUAAGAUAUUUAUUUAUAUACUAUUAUCGAUUUGUUUUCCUUGACGCGUGUCUCUCUUUUUUCACAGUAAUGACCUCAGCAAAACACGUUACGCACUGUUGACUCGUAUUCUUCAUUUAUUAAAUGAAGUUUAUGGUCUUUUUACCAAUGAUUUAAUAAAUCCAAUGUGCAACAUUGGUGAAGAAAUUAACUCAAACGGUAUUAUAUAUUUAGCAUAUGUUAUAACUUGUGGACCUGUGUGCCCCGUUUAUUGUAUAUCGCAACGAUACCGCCAAUCAGAGUGCAACGAAUUAUCGAUCGAACCAGUGACGUACAAAACACGUACGAGCAACCUGGAGUCCUUAUUGGUCUCGCUUUCCGCCUAGCCCAGCCAGUUGAGUACAGAACAAAAAUCUCAACUUUUUCAAUAUAAAUCAUUUAUUUCAAACAUACAGGGUUUAUACACCAAUCAAACAGACCACAACGUACCAUAAAAUAGAAAAUAACAUUUGUACAAUAUUUAGCCAGAAGUGGCUGUAAAUGAGGGAGGUGGUGAUUAACAGACAGACCAUAACUCAAGAAUGGUAAAUCGUAUAACAACAGUUCAUAGGUCGAAAUAAAACUCAUAAUAAGAGGGUCAUGAAUAUGAACAGUUUGGUUACAUAACAAUUACACGAUAAAAAUAUACUCAUAGUAUUGGCCCAUAAAUGUGAAGCGUGGAGUCGAGUCGCGGUUGACUAUGAACACCACUACAAGAAGACUACGUGCCAGUUAACUGAUAGAAUCCCCGUAAGCCAAAUAUCAAAAGGCAGUUGAUGGCUGUAGUCAAGAUGUAUUUGUUGGCGAUCUCGUGGUGUCGAAAGGAUACCGAGAUCGUGCCAAAGGAGUACAAGCGUGGUUAUCGAGCGUAACCGAACCCGUGCAAGGUCGCAAUCAAUGGAGUAGUAAUAUGGCUGUCUUUAGCACAGUUAAACAAACGAGCACAGUAAAACAAUCACUGGUACAAUUGGUUAUAAUAAUAAUUGUUUCAAUUAAAUCAAUCCCGUUCUCUUGGUAAAAGUAGGUCACUACAAAUGGAUCCCAAAAUUACUAUUCAUUAUUCUUAUCGGGAUAAAACAGCAUAUGAAUAUUUUAUUUUAUUAGAUAAGAAAAGUAUUUUUUAGCUAGUAGUAUUACUGUUGCUCGGAAAGAUCGUACUACUAAUGCAUACUUCCUAAACUGUUAUAAAUUGAAUAAUAUGUUGAACAAAAUCUUACAGUGAAAUAAAACGAACUUCAUACUGAACAAAAUUCACACUAAUCUGAAAAGUAAUCUUGCGUUUAUAUUCCGUCCUAACGAAACCCAAUAAUCACGAAGUCUUGGAAUAAAAGAAUAUAUGUACAUUAAUGCGUAUAUUUACGAAGUAUAUACUUGUUAAGUGGUUGGAUACAGUCGUUAGGAUAUCCUAGACCUGGAUUUCGUGCUUUUCGGCACUCUUCAGCAAGGUAUGUCUGCGAUCUUGAUGGAAUUAAUACUCUCUUGAUGAUUCAAUCACAUGUCACUCGGCUUCAUGAUCUGAGAUGUUACUACUGAGUCAUUUGGACUGCGACUGACCUCCAGUGGGACUAAAAUAGUUACAACUGAUUGAUCAUUGAGUACUGAUCACUACAACGACUAGAUAAACAUCACAUUUAUUAAUACUCAGCGACCAAUCAAUUGAAAGCACAUUUGUUUAAAAUUUUAGUGUACCAACUUGGUGUACUCACUAGUAAAGGGAGUUUUAGUACCUUUUUCCUAUACAAAAAGUUAUAUCAAACUGUUCUCUUUCCACAUAAAUUUUAAAUGAUAUUUACAAAGGGCAACAAAUAUUGGAAACAAAAUGACAAAACAUAAAUAUCCAAUUUCUAAUGGAUUUAUUAUUUAACUAUUGUUAAAUUUAAAAUCAAUUGUAUAAAAUCAAAGAUCAAGAUUUGUGUUGUUUGACUUUUAAUUAUUAGUUUCUGGCACAAUAUAGUCUUCCAAUUGCACAGUCCUUACUAGUCAAUUAUUGUUAGUUGAUAUUUGAUAAAUGGAUAAAGUAAAUGACCCAAUCAGCGAUUAAUUUGUUUCUGAUCUGUGUUUUACCUUGUCCCAGAAUUCAGUAACAGCAAAGAAUGAUAAAUUCAUGGAUAAGUUUUCCAAUGAUUACGUUCAUAUAAAUGAGCAUUUUUCAGUUCCAUUUGAUGGCAUAGAAUUGUCUAAUGAUAAUAAUAAUAAUAAUCCAAUUCAUUAUAUAAACUAUGGAAUUGAAACAUUUACAUCGCCCACAUGCUUUGCUUAUACCAUGCAUUUGUUUACUUUGAUCACUGCAAUUCUUGACCAACCAAUAAUUUAUCCUAGAGAUUUUGUUGAAAUUUAUCCCAAGUUAAAACUGUUGGAUAUUUCCACUCGUGAUAUUUCUCAAUCAGAUCGUUGCCAAGCAAUUUGCAUACUAAAGCGUAACAUCAUGUCUUUGGGUUCAAGAUUUAAUUUAUAUCUGACGCCAGAAAAGCAUGCGUUGUAUAACUUGAAAUAUUUAUUUGAUCAUUUUCAGAACAAUUUAUUAACAAACAUAUACCAACAUGAUAUUGUCGGGUUUGUAUAGUUGUUUUGUUUUUCUUCAAAUAAAAUACAAUGUGGACUUCUUUUGAAU